This is a messenger RNA of Hippocampus comes (tiger tail seahorse), 1587 nucleotides long. RefSeq names its product TMEM9 domain family, member B (gene tmem9b). Bases 147 to 710 code for a protein of 187 amino acids. Lineage: Eukaryota; Metazoa; Chordata; Actinopteri; Syngnathiformes; Syngnathidae. Gene Ontology annotation, biological process: positive regulation of canonical NF-kappaB signal transduction. Gene Ontology annotation, cellular component: lysosomal membrane. The transcript has 5 exons. The record is from RefSeq and is a predicted model, not a curated record.
GCCAUGUUCCGGAAGCUCUAGGUCAGCUGAUGCGAGGCUGGUAGCAUCAUGGCUAACCUAGUCCCUCGUUAACAGAAAACACGUAACAGCGUGCUGCGUGUAAACCGUUUACCCCCUCUCGUUUGUGCACUACACAUGUUUUUAAAAUGCAGGGCGUGUUUCUUCUACGGACAUUUGUCUUUGUGUGUGUUUUGCUUCUAAGCGAAGUGACAGCGAAGAAUUCUGAAGACAUUCGUUGCAAAUGCAUCUGCCCACCAUACAGAGAAAUCGAGGGACAGAUCUACAAGCAGAAUGUGUCUCUUAAAGACUGUAACUGUCUGCAUGUAGUGGAACCAAUGCCGGUGGAUGGAAAAGACGUGGAGGCUUACUGUUUACGUUGUGAGUGUAAAUAUGAAGAGAGAAGCUCAGGCACUAUUAAGGUCACUAUCAUCAUCUACUUGUCCAUUUUGGGCUUGCUGCUUCUCUACAUGGUCUACCUGACGCUCCUGGAGCCCAUCCUGAAAAGACGUCUGUUUGGUCACUCGCAGCUCAUUCAAAGUGACGAUGAUGUUGGGGACCAGCAGCCUUUUGCAAACGCUCACAACGUCCUCUCUCGCUCACACUCUCGACCCAACAUGCUGAACAAGGUCGAGCACGCCCAGCAGCGCUGGAGGAGGCAAGUCCAGGAACAGAGAAAGUCUGUGUUCGACCGUCAUGUCGUCCUCAGUUAAAAGGUGGAGAGGACAAAAAAAAAUCCCCCAAACAACAACACACUGUGACCGAGUCUGUGGCUUGUAUCUCUUCCCGUUUCUCAUUUUGUGGUUUGUAUCUCCAUAAGUGUCGAUGAAGUACAAACUAGAUCAAAAGGGACAUUACAAGCGAUCACAUAGAUAUUUUUUUUCUCUCCGUAACACUAUUGUUGCACUGUUUUCAAUGAUACGUCUGAACUCAUGCACGGAUGCUCUCAGAGGAAUAUAUCUUGAGAAUGUGACUAAUAAAUGCCAGAUAAAAACCCUACAAGACAAUUAUUUGUUAUAUCUGCUGGACCAGCACCACAUUGGAUCAAAGCUGGGCCACCCUCGUAUAUUUUGCACACUAUACUGGCUGUCCGAAUACAAUCCGCACAGACUGAAGACAUCUUAUGAAGGCGUUUCCUUUUUGAUCGCGAAUAUUGUACUGAGUAAGUCAGUGUUGAAUAUAUUUGACAAUUUCAUUGAUCUUAGUUGCUGAAAUAGGUGAUCUCGUGUUAUUUAUCUGUGAAUCUUUUAGUGACAUUUGGACUUUAAAUUUUAUUUUUAUUAACUGUAUGGCGACUGAUAUCCACCAGAUGUAUUCCACUUUGGGACAGGAAGUUAACCAGUGAGGCCAAAUGUGAACGUAAUGAUAGAGACGGCGAAGAGGUGUAUAGCCGUUCCAAUUCUGUUAACUUGACUUCUUUUUAUCAAGGUCCUAAAUAACAUGUCUUGUUGGACACCCGCCACGCGAGCGACACACUGGAGUUAUUAUAAUAACUGCUUUUGGGUGGCCUCUGAAACCGUUCCUAAGCGUUGUAACAUGUGUGCUACCUUUUAACUUUGAAAUAAAUUGAUGUGAAUAUUUGUGAUUCUU